UCAGCGGCCGGCCGGGCGGGGCGCGCGCGGGGCUGGGGCUCGGGCUCGGGCUCGGGCUCGGCGGGCGGAAGCGGCGGCGGCGGCGGCAGGAGCGGCGGGAGCCGAGCGGAGGCUCCGGACGCUGCCCAGGACCGGGACGCCGGAGACCGCGCCCUGAGCGCUCAGCCCGAGGCGUCAUGGCCGAGUACGGGACCCUCCUGCAGGACCUGACCAACAACAUCACCCUGGAGGACCUGGAGCAGCUCAAGUCGGCCUGCAAGGAGGACAUCCCCAGCGAGAAGAGCGAGGAGAUCACGACCGGCAGCGCCUGGUUCAGCUUCCUGGAGAGCCACAACAAGCUGGACAAAGAUAACCUCUCGUACAUCGAGCACAUCUUUGAGAUCUCCCGCCGCCCCGACCUCCUCACCAUGGUGGUGGACUACAGAACCCGCGUCCUGAAGAUCUCGGAGGAGGAUGAGCUGGACACCAAGCUCACCCGGAUCCCCAGUGCCAAGAAGUACAAAGACAUUAUCCGGCAGCCCUCUGAGGAGGAGAUCAUCAAAUUGGCUCCACCACCGAAGAAAGCCUGAGCGAGGGGGAGGAGAGGAGGAAGGUUGGACCUUCACUGGACCACUCCCUUCCCCCAGCCUCCAGGGGAGGGGCACGGGCAACCCCCCCAGUCUACCCACUUACUAACCCGGUCCUAACCCCCUUAUUGUGCGCGUGUGUGUGCGUGUGCGCACGCUCUGGCUGUCUGUCUCUAUGUCUAGCUCAUCUAGUUCCUCCUCCUUGUGAGGGGAUGGGGGUCGGGCUGGGGGGGGCUUCGUUUCCCCACUUUAGGGGGAGGUGGGGGCUAUUUCUAUGCAAAUAGAAAUGGGUACAUUCCUCCUACUGCCCUUUCCUUCCACGGCUAAAGUGUGGGAGCAGAAAGAACCUGUAUUUUCCUACUGAGGAGCCGAGCCUGCGGGUAAAGCACGGGCGAGGUGGGUGCAUUUAAUGAAAAGCAGCGGGAGGGAAGGUGGUCACCCAACCUCCCCCCUCCCCGGAAGUGGGAAAGGAAAGCCGAGUUUGCGCCUGUACCCCGUGCUGGAUCGGCUGAGGGAGCUUUUCUAGACGGUCUUCAGGCCGGAGGGCCUGGGCCCCAGCAGGUCCCUUUUUGCUCCCGUCCCGCGGGCCUAGGAUGGGUACAAGCCAGGGAUCUAAUGAGAGCACCACGGGAUCCUUUCCUGGCCCCUCAGUACCAACUUUGCGGAGCACCGAGCGGUAGACGCUACCCCCCCAAGGGCCCAUGCUGGGAGCAGCCCCACCGACCCCGACUCGGGGGCGCGGGCAGAGAGGGUCCUCCUUGCCACCCCUUUAUUCCUACUCAGACUGUUGCACACACGGACUCCAGACCUAGGGAGGCUGAGCAGUGAGCCCCUGAGGUCUUCACUCCACCCCUGCCCCAGCCACAGGGUCCCAGCGUGGGGACUACAGGCCACCUGCCCUCUCUGGGGUCUACAGCACCCCCAGCUGGAAAGACAGGAAGAAGCUAAUUAGGGCCUCUUCCUCCGCACUGACCCCCAGUUCAGUCCAGGAGGGGACCUGCUGGCCCGUCUCCCUCAACCCCCUGGCGCGUCGGGCUCGUGAAUGCCACCCAGCCAGUCCCCGGACCCCGGCCUCGUCCUGUGCCGACGCCCCCCCGCCCUGACCGUGCUAACUGUGUGUACAUAUAUACCGACAUAUAUGUAUAUUAAACCCGCACUGCCAUGCCUGCCCUCUCGUGGUGUCGAGCAUACCUUCUUGUCUAGGCCCGGGCGGGGCUGGGGGGAGGCCACAGCCAGAGGACUGCCGGCGAGUCGCUGCGGAGUCCACACGGGAGACCGCGUCCACGUGCCACCUCCACAGGCUGGAGCGAGCGCAGUUCCGAGCUUUUCAGCUGAGGGAGCAGGCCCAAGCGGGGGGAGGACCGGCUGCCGGGGAGGGAGGAAGCCGACGGGCCGCGGAGCAGCCUGCACGCCCAGCCCAGCCCAGCCCAGCCCAGCCGUCCCCUCUGGCCACUGCUGCGGACACCUGCCUUAACACGGACACCUGGAGUACUCCACAGUUUUGCCUUAAAGGACCUCCCCGAGAUGCCCCAGCCCUGUCUGCUUCUCCCUCCAGGACCGAGAGGCACUUGUAGAAUUGGGAGGGGGGAGCUGAGCACGACUGUCCUUCCGGUCAGGAUUACGUGAUGUGAGAAUGUGCGUGAGAGCGAGCGAGAGCGAGAGGGGGAAGAGGAGGAAGGAAUAGGAGCCUUCUCUGAGGAGAGGAGGGGGGAGAUGGGAGAAGGGAGACAGGGUCAUUUCCAGCAGAGUCUAGAAAUCUCUCUGUAAGGCAAAAAUAACCUAAAAAGACUAACCUGCCCUCCCACCCUGUACGGCUGUGAGAUUGUCCCCAUCCUGUGCUCCUGUCUGCAGUGUGCACGGCCUUGUUCUAACCCUGGAAUAAAGGUGAUUGACUGUACUGUA
Canis lupus familiaris (dog) is the source of this 2468-nucleotide messenger RNA. RefSeq names its product proliferation and apoptosis adaptor protein 15 (gene PEA15). Bases 177 to 569 code for a protein of 130 amino acids. The transcript is spliced from 4 exons. Gene Ontology annotation, molecular function: protein binding. NCBI's taxonomy places the organism in Eukaryota, Metazoa, Chordata, Mammalia, Carnivora, Canidae. Gene Ontology annotation, biological process: negative regulation of extrinsic apoptotic signaling pathway via death domain receptors; MAPK cascade. The record is from RefSeq and is a predicted model, not a curated record.